Amoebophrya sp. A25 is the source of this 240-nucleotide messenger RNA. The record is from the annotation of a GenBank genome assembly. NCBI's taxonomy places the organism in Eukaryota, Dinophyceae, Syndiniales, Amoebophryaceae.
CAGAACAAUGAGGACUCACUCCUCUUUCGCUCAGCAGCGUCGUACAUGAAUAUGUCCGCCUCCGCCAGUGCAAGAGGGACUAUGACGGUCGACCAACAUAUUGUUCACAAUGACGAAGAUCUACUUUCUGCCAGUGAUCCAGUUAUAAAAGCCAGUGAUGGAACGAAGAUGUUGACCGUCUUUCUGCGAGAUGAUUUAGAGAAGCUUGGCGCUUCGUUUCCACCUCUUCGACAGCACAAC